AUGAUGUCCACGUCUAGGAAGGGACCAUUCAACUGCGAUAAAUGCAAGAAAGAGUUCAAGAAAUGGUCUAAGCUAAUGGCUCACGAACGACGCGAGCACGACCCAGACACCGUCAUCGAACGAUUCCCCUGUCAGCUCCCUGGCUGUGAAUUCGUAACAAAGUACAAAGGGGGCCUGAAACAGCAUGUCAUCAUACACGAUCCCAACGCUAAGCAACCCGUAUGCCAGUUUCCCGGCUGUGGAUUCGUAACCAUACACAAAAGGGGCCCGAAACUGCACUCCGCUCGUUGUGCACAAUACCAAGGCCGAGUAUCAUCAUCCAGCAAUUCAAGAGGGGCGCUUCAAGAAAGGCUUUAUAGGAGUAACAUUGGCUUCACUGCCUUCCGUCAUGGGACUGUGCUUGCCCGAAGGGGUGAAAGGUUCUCCGAGGGAAAUGCGAUAAAAUGUUUCUGUUAUCGACCAAUCAGGGACGAGACAACACCUCUCCUUGGGAUCGGACGAUGGCGGAAGGAGCGCGACUUUCCCGCCCCUUGCCUUAUCAAGACCUGCCUCCUCGAAAUUGGGAGAUUCUCCGAAACGGAUUUGCUUUCGAGAUAG
Messenger RNA from Coprinopsis cinerea okayama7#130, 597 nucleotides. RefSeq lists its product as hypothetical. The record is from RefSeq and is a predicted model, not a curated record. The transcript is spliced from 2 exons. Bases 1 to 597 code for a protein of 198 amino acids. NCBI's taxonomy places the organism in Eukaryota, Fungi, Basidiomycota, Agaricomycetes, Agaricales, Psathyrellaceae.